Staurois parvus is the source of this 299-nucleotide messenger RNA. The record is from the annotation of a GenBank genome assembly. NCBI's taxonomy places the organism in Eukaryota, Metazoa, Chordata, Amphibia, Anura, Ranidae.
UGGCACAUGGCAGAGUGUGGCGAUGGAGACAGCAGCAAUGGGAGGCCGUACAGGGACCCAUGACACACUCUGGACCUGGCAGCAGCAUGAGGAGGCGGUACGGGGGCCCAUGGCAGAUUAUGGGCCUGGCAGCAGCAAUGGGAGGCCCGUAAUCUGCCAGCACCCUAUGACAAAAUGGAACCCACCAGCAGUGUGAGGAGACCUGAAAGUGGCACAUGGCAGAGUGUGGCGAUGGAGACAGCAGCAAUGGGAGGCCGUACAGGGACCCAUGACACACUCUGGACCUGGCAGCAGCAUGA